Odontomachus brunneus is the source of this 6879-nucleotide messenger RNA. RefSeq names its product ETS-like protein pointed (gene pnt). The record is from RefSeq and is a predicted model, not a curated record. The transcript is spliced from 11 exons. Gene Ontology annotation, molecular function: DNA-binding transcription factor activity, RNA polymerase II-specific; sequence-specific DNA binding. Gene Ontology annotation, biological process: regulation of transcription by RNA polymerase II; cell differentiation. The coding region runs from base 2240 to 4261 and encodes 673 amino acids. Gene Ontology annotation, cellular component: nucleus. NCBI's taxonomy places the organism in Eukaryota, Metazoa, Arthropoda, Insecta, Hymenoptera, Formicidae.
UUCUUCGCGUAAUCUUCACGUAACCUUCUUGGAGUUCGGACUUCCGGCGAAUGAUGGGAGGAGAAGGGGAAGAAAGACUGUUGAUAUUUUUCGUGUCGCGCGGCCCAUCGUAUAACGCGUCUUUUUCUUCAAUUCGAUAAACACUUUCGAGGAGGGAAUUACGCGAUGUUUAUCGCGACGCUGUAAUGAUAAGUGUUUACGCGAUAAUAGAAUAUGCCAGGCGAAAAUCGCAAAGCGUUGAUUGACCACUCAAUGAUGACGCACUAUUGAACAAGAUCUUGCAGGAACGCGAAAAAAAUGUGAUCUCAACGGUGUCGAUAAUGGCCGAAAACGUUUCGUCGCCACUGUUCGUCGUGACUGCUUGACGUGUAUCACUCGCCUUUAACCUAGUAGGAGUUUUUUUGCAAAUUCGCGAAAGUAAACUAUUUUCCACGAUAAUAUCGAUAAUAUGUUCUCUGCUAAGUAAAAGACGCGCGGUUAUGAACGAAAAUAUUAAUUUACUUCUGUAUAUGAUAGAGCAUACAUGUAUGGAAUAUGUCCCAUGAGUCAUGUUCGAUACAAAUUUAUAUUUUUAUAUUUAUAUAAUUUAUAUAUUUAUAUAAUUUUGAUUAUUUAUAUAGUUUAUAGAAUAAUAUUGUUAUAUAUGCAUAUGUUUACAUACACAUAGGGAGACAAAGAUUAGUUGGCAAAACCAAUUAUUUCUGCUAUUUUCUAACAACUUACAUAAUUAAGCAAGCAAGAUUUUUAAACGUGUCAACGAUGAAACCCCUGCUUGCUUCAUUUUGAAAUCUGUUAAAUAACAGUAGAAAUAAUUCGAUUUUUGCCAACUAGCCCCGAUCUCUCCUAUAUAUAUUUCUACAUACACACAUAUAUGCACAAUUUAAUAAAUAUCAGAUGUUUAUUAUUGUAAAGUAUGAAAUGUACAAGCUACAGCACUGUACAACGUAUAAAACAUUAAGUGCUAAUUAUGCUAAAAGAUAUCUUCGGGAAGUCUUUAUAAACGAUAUAAUUUUUCAACGAGAUCGAUAAGAGAAUAGCUUACUCGACAUCGUGGAAAACUGUCGCACCGGGUACCCUCGCGAAGAAGCCUAGCCUUCUAUCGUCCGUUUGUUUUUGAAGCUUCUUGUAGACACAUUUUAGUCACGUGUAUAAAGGGUCGUGAGAGUGUGUCGAGGUAGCCGAAUAGUUUUCCACCUACCAUCUGGCGACUAAGGUUCCAGCCGGGGUAACCUGAUCAUCGCGACGGAGAUUCGAAUACCCUCUACGCUUUCGUACAACAGCAUCGGCUCGUGUACAAAAGUUUCCUCUUAAUUAACACAAAAACUUCAUUUUUCCGUUAAGUAAAUAGAAAGAAAGAAUCGUUGAAAGAAAAAAAUCGAUCCUUUGGAAUACUGAUGAAAGUGUUUAAUUUAAGAAUUAAGAAAUGGACUAAAUAAAACAUCUCACAUAUUAUAUUUAAGAAUGUUUGUAGCAUAUUGUAACAGUAUUUAGACGAUCACUUAAAACACUCGAUAAAAAAAUAUAUGCGAAAUUCCAGACACUGCAGCGGUAAAGCUUAAGGCUGCGUAUUUUCCGAUGUGCACACAUUUAUGUACAAUUGCACCGUGUCGGUUGUCACUUUGAAAUUUUUACAACUGAAACAACUCGUCUGCAAACUAAAAUAAGUCCGAUUGUGAAUUACGAUCGAAAAAUAUAGCGAGACACAAUAUAUCAAAACUACUUAACGUAGCGUUUUGUAAGAUUGGAACAAACAACGAUUUUUUUCAUAACUCUCUCUCUCUCUCUCUCUACGAGGAAAUUGAUUUUAAAGUCAUCAGGAAAUAUCAAGGUUGACAUCUGAAAUUUCGAGACAUUCUAUGUGCACGGUAUAAUCUGAAUUAUUGUAAGAAUUUGUGUGAUUCACUGAACUGAAGAAGUUGUAUGAUUCGUUAUGAAUGUUGGUUGACCGCUUCGUUCAGUUAGACUACCGCGUAGUCUUCUGCUGAGCGAUAUCGACCGCGAAUCUAAAAGCGGACUAUUUAGUGGCUGAUAAAUAAAUGUAUCCCGCUAACCAGAAUAUCGUGCCAAGCUGGCGGAGGUAUAAAAUUAUAAUUGGGACGUCGUGUCGUGUGAUUCGCGCGCGCGAGAGAGCCACGCUACUCUGACAUUUUAUUCAUGUUUCGUUGCGUUGUUUAUAUAUCUUCAUUCACGCGACGACUUCAAUAAUAUCCACCACGUGUUUACUGUAGCACAAUAUACGAUGGAUAUGGAAUCCCUGUACGACUACGGGGAGGAAGACCAGGAUUUCUACGAGGAGAGCCCUGGCAAUAGGAAAGGCGGAUAUCCAAUUGAUCACAGAUCCAUAAAGCGCGACGUCCGAUGCAUGGGCAGCUUUCUGGAAGCCAACGGCAUCACCGAUGGUAGCGGUAUGCUGACAGCAAUGGCAAAAUUGUUGAAACAAGAGCUGGCUUCCGACGCCGAGGAGGAGGGCCUGGUGCCAGCACUCUCCGGCAGAUUCACCUCGAUGCAGAAGGUGCCUUCCCUCUCGGACCUCUCCGAUCCGGAAAGCUCCUUGGAUAUACCGGCUCAAGUGCCGCCGUUAACACCUGGGACCAACAAGAAGAUGACCGAGGCUCUGGAAGCCUCCUUCGCGUCUUGGGAAAAAGAACGACUUCGUUUGAACAUAACUAAAGAUCCGAGGCAAUGGUCGGAAGCAGCUGUCGCCCACUGGUUACAUUGGGCUAUCGGAGAAUUCUCGUUGGAGGGUGUGGCGGUGCAGCCGUGGCAGCACAUGACCGGGAAACAGAUUUGUGCCAUGGGGAAAGAGUCCUUUCUAGCACGUGCCCCAGCCUUCAUGGGCGACAUUCUAUGGGAGCAUCUCGAGAUCCUGCAGAAAGAUGUCGACGCAGCGAAGGCCUCUCUGGAGAACGUGCCGGCGAACUUGUAUGAAAGCGUAUGCGUGCCAGAUUUAGGUGAUUUUUUGGGAUACCAGGGUGGCCAUCAAGUAGCAGCAUCGGAACAUAAAAACCCACCGACGCCCGCCGGUUCUGCCGCCUCGAACAACUCCUCCGGUCCUCCUCCGAGCGGUAUGCAACAACCCUCUUCGGUGUCUCUGCCAUCGAGACAGUAUCAUAACGAUGGCGGUUACAAUCAUCUUCGCAGUCCCGUGUGCCAAGACGAGAGUCAAAGAGACGAAACGUCGCCACCGCCCCACAGCCAUAGCACUCAACCACCGACCUCUCACUCUAGUACUCCUAAUACUAAUAACAAUAAUAAUAACAACAACAAUGCUAACAAUGCGUACAUCCAUUUACGGAAUUUAAAUCAGCUCAAAACGGAAUCGAACUACAGCAAUCAUCACAUAGCGGAACAUCUCCAAGGCGGAGGUGGCGGACUGGGCAGCGGGGGUGAUCUCACUGGUACAGGCAAUAACGAGAGCGACUUGAGAGUUAGCACGACUGCCACAGAGAGUUACAUGACGCCGGCACAUUAUUCCGGAUACGACGAUACCUCUGAGUAUCACAGCUUGCCGCAAGAUCACCAGACACCGCAUUCUUAUAAUUUGGACAGUUCGCCAGAGUUCUAUAGCACUAGCGGAAUCCACAUCGAGCCCAAGUAUCAGCCGUCACCGUUCAAAAAUUAUCCUCGAGGUCGCUAUCACGAAGGUUAUAAUGACAGCGGGUACGGAUACGAUGCAGCGCCGUUUCAAACGGUUCCCGGAAGCGGGAGCGGUGCUGGAGGCGGCAGCGUUGGCGGUGAUCAAUGGGGUGUCGGACUUAGUGAACAUUCUCUGCCUCAUCCCGCGUUUUUACCAGGACUUGGACCACGAGACUCCUCCAAUCCCCAUCAUCCUACGUCUAUUGCCAAUAAUACGGAUCAAAAGCCAUUGCUGCAAAGUACCAUGCUCCCAGGUUAUGCAGGUGGCGGCCCAUGUUUCACUGGAUCAGGUCCAAUACAACUGUGGCAAUUUCUACUGGAGCUCUUAACUGACAAGUCGUGUCAGGGUUUCAUCUCGUGGACCGGUGACGGCUGGGAAUUCAAGCUGACCGAUCCGGAUGAAGUUGCACGUCGUUGGGGUAUUCGCAAAAAUAAACCCAAGAUGAAUUACGAGAAACUGAGCCGAGGUUUACGUUAUUACUACGACAAGAAUAUUAUACACAAAACUGCUGGGAAACGAUACGUGUACCGCUUUGUAUGCGACUUACAAAGUCUACUAGGAUACAGUCCUGAGGAGUUACACGCAAUGGUAGACUUGAAACCCGAGAAGAAGGAAGAAGACUGAGUUUUUGUUAAUGAACAUGCUUUAGGACUGUGUCACACCGAUGAAUGAAACGUAACACAAUUUCUUCGCGUCGUGCAAAGAAUAAAAAAAAAACGACGGGACGGGAGUAUCUGUUAUUAAGAGGAAUCACUAUAAGAUAAUUAUUCAGAUGUAGAAGACUGUGAUAGUGCGUCUUCUUUGUUCAGAUGUAACAAAAUCGAAUCGGUCGUAUGUACCAAAGACAGGGUCUGCAUACCAUUGGUGCCUAAAGUUAAUGAAUCGUGAAUUUGUUUCUAAGUGAUUAAUUUGUCACAGCAGAUUUUAGAGGAUAUUUAUAGGAAUAACUCGUCAAUUUAUACAUAUAUAAAUAUAUAUAUUUUUAAUGUUAAAUGAUUUUUCAACAACUAUUGAGCACAUCAGAUAAUCGUCUGAUGAUGCCCCUAAAUUAUUUAUGACUCAUCAUUUUAACAUGUGUGUUAUAUCUCGUUGAUACAAUGAUAGAUGACACGAUAUGUGAUUGUUAUUAUGAUAAUUUUACUAUAAUAAACUUAUCAUACAAUAUACUACAUAGCGAGCUUCAAUCCGAUAUUUUCAUGCUUUUCUAUGUAUAGAUUAAUUAAGAUUAUAACACUACUUUUCUCUCUCUUCCAAGCUCGCUUCUGACCAAGAAAAAAGAAAAAAAUAUAUUUUAUAUUAUUUCUUGAUUCUCUUAAAUAUAUUUGGUAUGUGCUCGAUAUAGUAAAAUAUAUCUCAUAUCCACUUUGCAAUAAAAGAUAUUGCAAGUGUGAUUCGAAUUAGAAAGGUGCGUUAUGAGUGAAAAAAGUAUGCUGUUAAUUUAUAUAGUUUUCUAUUAAAAUAACAUUUAUAUUAUAAAUUUGACUUUCGUUCGCUAAGAUAUUUUUAUUGAGAAAUUGUGCAUUUAUGAUUUAAAACUAAUUUCAAAUAAAUAUCUACAAAAGAUCACAAAAAAUAAAGAGAGAGGACUAUGUGCAACCAGUGUUCCACAAUAUCAACAAAAGUUUUAUGAAAAUUAUAAACAGAAUUACAGAACACAAGAUAUAAAAGGAUUUUAUUUAUUUUACUGUAAUUUACAAUUUGUAAUUAUUUUAUACUAAAAAAAUAUCUGACAAUUCUCAAUUUUUAUCUGUUAUACAAAACUUAUAAUUUACUUAUUUAAAAUAUAAAUUUGUUAUUCUUAGAUACAUGAAUAUAUAUUUGGCAAAAGUUUAUUUUGCUCUUUUAAUUCAUGGAACAUUGGGUAAUGCAAUUAGAUCGAAUUUUAAGCGAUAUAUACAUAUCUAUUUUAAUUUCAUAAUUUAUCACGUGUAAUUUUUUACACGUGAUAAACGUAAACGACCAGUGUUUUAAUCAGGAAAAAUAUAACAUCGAAUUGCUUGAAUGUAAAUGAUGUCGCAAAUAUACAGCGACGAAAGCAUAAAUGCUACGAAUAUCGAAAAAUCGAAAAAAAAGCAAUAUUUUGUCUUUUUUUUAUAGAUAUGUCGUGUAUAUAUAUAUAUAUAUAUAUAUAUAUAUAUAUAUAUAUAUAUAUAUAAAGUUACACAUACAAAGUUACAUAUACAGUAUGUAUAUGACAAACUAUUUUUAUAUUCGCUGUUUUUGUUAAGUUUCCUGUAUCAAAAUACUUUGAAGCUUGUUUCAGACGAUCUGUAAUUCGCGACAAAACUCUUUAGAAUGCUCCUAUUUGUAAUUUUACAUACUGUGCGAAAAGUACAAAAAGCAUUUGAAAAUUUAUAAGUGUAUAUGUGUACAUGUAUAUGCAUACUUUUAUGAAUGUAAUUCAGAUUCUUCAAUUGCUUUCUGUACUAAGCCCAUUUUAGGUAAUCCAAUUUACAACGGGAUUCUAUCUGCUACUAUGUCUCGAGUAAUAUAUUGGAAAAUUUAUGCACGUAAAUAUGUGCACACUGCAUGUACAGAUGCAUUUUUGAUUCUUCAAAUAUUCUGCAGUAUUGCACAACACAUGAAAUUGUGAUAAAAUGUUAAAAUAAUUGCAAAGUAAUGGUUCUGAACAAAUUGCAAAUAGCUUUUUAUCUAGAAUCCUAUUGAAUCGUCUAAAAUUGAUGACACGUGAAAUUACAAAAUUAGAAUUGUGAAUAAUAGAUUGUCGGAAGCCAGCUUUACACACUACAAGCUAAUGAACGACGAUAAACGCUGUAGUAUAAUUAACAGUAUACUAAUUUCAGAGAUCGUUCGCGCGAGUUUAUUAUGUUGAUCGAGGAUUGUUGAGAAGAGGUAAAGUCGGUAGUGAUUCUAUUGUCUCUUGUUAUCGAAACCAGGAUUCUUCUAGCGCGGUAAUCGUUACAAUUAAAGUUUCUCCUAGUUGUAUCGCGCGGCUGACCCCGCGGAAAUUAAUAAAUUAUAUUAAAUACUCUUAGCCCCCCCCCCCACACACACACACACACACACACACACACACAUACAAAUACAUACAGCGAGAGAAUGCGAUGUAUAAAGAGCUACUCGAAUGUUAAUAUUAAGUUAUCGCGAUCUUGGCACUUGUUACUCAAAGAGAGCCAUACUUCUUUCCCAGGAUUAUUAUAGCAUUUCAAAAGAGAUACGCGAAUGCGGAAACUUUUUAGUAGAUGCAAUAAAAAAAGAAUAAAGAGAUUUUUAUAAAUACA